AACUUUACCUGAAGCGAAAAUGCGAAAUAUUUGUGUGAGAUAAGUUUCGAUACAAUUUUGUACCUGCGUAAAAUAGAGGGCAGCAGAGUACUCUGGCACCGGCACGCAGCUGUUGAGCGAGAUGAGUGAAGUCCGAACGCCACCAAAGACCGUUAACCGCCACCGGACGUUAGGCAAGGGUUGUACGCACGAUUCGUCCUCGGAUGAGGAUGGUUGUCUUUCGCCGUUCAACGCAUCCCAGGACGGUGACGCACCUUUCACGGGAGAUAGCCUGCUCGAUGAGCUGCCACCCUUUACUGCCGGCUCUCUAUCUCCAUCGGCCCGAUCGUUGUCGCCUAUCGAGAUGGAAUCAUUCGAAUUGAGCAGCCCAACAUCGGGACAUCUUAAGCAGUACAGCGGGUGCAGUACACCGGUUUACGGCAGCACCCCUCCUCCCGUGGGGAAGGAUACGGAAUCGGGGCUUCAGCCGGCGGAAGGCUAUGUUACGCUGGACGAAAUACAUGCCCGCAUCGGAUUGACGCCACCCGACUUACACGGCUCCCGGACGCGUCUCAAUUUGGAAACCAUCUUCGAGGGCGUGUUUCUGGAGACUCCACCAAAGAAAGAGUUCCAAUCCGUGGGGAACCUGCUGCGCCGGUCGAUCAAGAACAGGGCAAUACAGUUCGAAAAGGUAGACCAGAAGGAAUCCACGACAAACUAGCGAUCAUGUGUUCCUAGCUGGCAGAUAGCUCGACAAUGAAUGAACGUCGGGAGGGUUGCCAAAAGAGAGACCAAGAGGAAAGCCGAAGCUGGGCUUCUUUUUAUUCCUAAUCCAAGCGUGUAAAAAGAAAUCGAUCGUUGGAUGAGUAGUUUUAUUGCAAUCUGUAUUAGCCAUAAGUUCAACGGAUAUCGACAUUCGUGCCUUGAAUGAAUGCGGUUUCGCACUCAGCUGUUCCAUAAAUAUUGCGUCCACUUUCGGAAUUAGGAAUUCGACGGCACCUCGCUCGGUGACCGAUUGUAGGUAGAUGAAAUGUUGUAAUUUU
Molecule: messenger RNA, 1022 nt
Organism: Anopheles bellator
Lineage: Eukaryota; Metazoa; Arthropoda; Insecta; Diptera; Culicidae
Exons: 2
Coding region: 122-700 (192 amino acids)
Source: RefSeq, a predicted model, not a curated record